Molecule: messenger RNA, 1030 nt
Organism: Trachymyrmex cornetzi
Lineage: Eukaryota; Metazoa; Arthropoda; Insecta; Hymenoptera; Formicidae
Product: pupal cuticle protein
Exons: 3
Coding region: 148-954 (268 amino acids)
Source: RefSeq, a predicted model, not a curated record
UUCUCCAGGAACACAAAACAGCGAACCGACGCCCGGCCCGGGUCCCUCACUCCUGGGAGCGAAUACUGACAGACAACAGCAGCGCUCUUUUUAUCAGGAAGAAGGCGUGUGGGAGUUCAACGAAGGAUACAACGCCCCUGGAUCGUCAUGAGAGGUCUGAUUUUCCUGUUCGCCACGGCGGUAACUUGUAGAGCCGCAUACGUCGGUUCAUCCCCAUAUGGGAAUCCUCUGGUUCACCAACAAGUUGCACCGAACUUCGCGCCGCCCGCUCCGGUUGGCGAAGACGGCAACGUCAUCGACACGCCGGAAGUAGCGCAGGCGAAGGCUGCGCAUUUUGUUGAAUUCGCGAGGGCCGCCGCCCGCGCAGCUCAAGAUGGGAAGAACCAGCAAGGCUUGUCCGAUUAUCAACCGCAGAUCUCAUCGCCCGCAUACAGCUACUCAGCUGCUCAACCGACCGGGGUGCCUUAUCUGAAACAGGCCAGCUACCAGCAACCCACUCCGAUCUAUCAGACUGCCAACCAUGUACCGGCGCCCAUCUACGUGAAUUAUCAGCAACCUCAACAAUACGACGCACGGGCUAACUUUGUAGGUCAGAAGAGUUACACGCUCCCAGCAAAGCCCACCACUUUCGUACCGGCGCCGUUGGCCGAGGACGGGACGGUCUUAGACACGCCGGAAGUGGCGGCCCUAAAGGCAACCAGAUUGGCCGAGCUUGCCGAGGCGGAGGCCCGGGCUUACAAACACGCGAGCGAGAAUCCGACUGAGCACCAGGGUCAAGUUUAUGGAUCUCCAUCCGGUCCCGCUCCUGCCAAUCUAGGACACUAUGGCGCUUCGCGAGCAUUCCCAGCAUCUUCGUACCCGGGAACUCAGCCUUACGCCACGCAACAAGUGUACAAUCCGUCAGGUUUCCAGCCUCGUCAUUAUCAGUCCCAGCAUCUGAUAGGAAAUUUCUAAACCUAGCGAAUCACGGUCGAUCAACAUGUUCCGGUCCCUGUACAUAUUCUAGAUGAAUAAAUUGUUUUCCUAUCUU